AUGACGAACGAGUUGUGUUCAACUGUACGAAUCCGCGUACUAGAUUUCCUCAUCCAAUCCGCUCAACAACUUGAAGUUCCUCCCGUUGUCAAGUACUCUGCAUUAUCCCUCUUUGCCGAAAGAUUCUAUCCGAUUGUCUCCAGAAUUGAGCAGGAGAGCACUGGACAUUGGCUUUUACAACCAGUAAGAGAAAGUAAUCUUCAGCUGUUUUCUCUUAUUGCAAUAUGGAUCUCAAGCAAAAUUGAUGAUUCUCGUCCCUUAUCGGUAAAAAAGUUGAAAAAUCUGGCAGACAAAAUAAUACAAGAGCAGCAUUAUACAACUAGAGAUUUUGCAGAAGCUGAAGUGAUCUUCAUGAAGGUCUUGGGUUAUGAGAUUGGUACAUUAGAUAUUGUCUACAGGUUUCUUGAAGACCUACUUAUUCAGUUGAAGGAGGUUGCAACAGUUGGAGAGCAUCUGGAUUUUGAAGUAUGCAUGGACAUUAUGGAUCUUCUUUACGAAAAAGAGGAGACAUCAACUCUUUAUAAUUCUCCUCAUUCUCUUGCUGCAUCAAUCCUGGUUGCCUCGUAUGUGAUCACAGUUCCUAAACAAAGAUGGGAGUUUCCUAUUCUUCCUUGGGGCCAGAAGAUGUCUGAAAGAGGUUUGAAGACUUAG
Molecule: messenger RNA, 651 nt
Organism: Lactuca virosa
Lineage: Eukaryota; Viridiplantae; Streptophyta; Magnoliopsida; Asterales; Asteraceae
Source: the annotation of a GenBank genome assembly